AUGGUCAUUCAGCUCUUGGCGGACGCCAUACACAAGGCAGUGGAUCCUAACGAUGCUUUGACAGGAGGGGAGCGGAAGGUCAUCGGCUCGGUCGUGGGUCGCUUGAACUGGGCCGCGCGUCAAGGCCGUUAUGACCUGGCUUUCGUGGCAUCCAGCAUCCAGCAACUAGCAGGUCGCGGUGAUCCAGCUGCCUUGCGAGUGCUGAACCAAGGGGUGAGGCGUGCUAGGGAAGACGUGGUCCUGCCGAUUCGUAACUUGGGUUGCGACUUGGCAGAUGUGGUGGUCGUGUCGGUCAGUGAUGCGGCCUAUGGAGCUAUGCCAGGAGGACACAGCCAGGCAGGCUUGCUGAUCCUGCUGGCCUCGCCCGACAUCCUUAAGGGUGAGGCUCCCGUCUGUGCCAUCGAGGGCACGAGCAGCAAGAUUCAAAGGGUGGUGCGAUGUUCUAUGUCGGCCGAGGUGAGUGCCCUGGCUACAUGCUUCGAACACGGUGACUUCGUGAGGGCCGUCUUUUGCGAGUUGAUAGACCAUCGCUUCGAUUUGAAGCGAUGGAAGCUGUCGGUGAGCCGGUGGCCGCACUACCUGGUGACCGACAAUAGACGGGGUACGACGAUCUGA
This is a messenger RNA of Symbiodinium necroappetens, 615 nucleotides long. The record is from the annotation of a GenBank genome assembly. Lineage: Eukaryota; Dinophyceae; Suessiales; Symbiodiniaceae.